Molecule: messenger RNA, 449 nt
Organism: Aspergillus campestris IBT 28561
Lineage: Eukaryota; Fungi; Ascomycota; Eurotiomycetes; Eurotiales; Aspergillaceae
Exons: 4
Coding region: 68-307 (79 amino acids)
Source: RefSeq, a predicted model, not a curated record
CUUUUCUUCUCUCAAACGCUCUCUACCAAUUUCAAUUCACCGAGCCCUCGCUCCGUCAAACUUCAAGAUGAACCUCCGCUCGCUCCUGCUCUACACCUCGCUCUUCGGGGGCAUCAUGGCAACCAAAUUCACCAUUACUGCCGAGGACCUAAAGAACUCGGAAGGUGUCACUGAUGCCUCCCAGUUGCCGGAAAACGUGCACAAUUCCCUUAAGACCCAUGGCCCCUGCUGGAUUGGCGAUGACUGUGCUCGACGUGGCUGCUGCUUGCGGGGUGGUCGCCUCCCCGUCGGAAUCUGCCAAUGCUAAAUGCCUUGAUUAUUUCGUUUUCUUCCCGGGCGACGCCCCGUUUUGGACGAGCGUUAGCGCGAAGACUUGGUAUUAGUAUAGGUUUUUGGGUCUCUGAUAGACGAGGUUUUCCCCUGUACCGUAGUGCGAAUGCAAAUACCAC